AUGAUCAGGCGGGAACAAACUCUGCUUGCUAGCGGGCUUGUGCGCGACGUGUACCUCGUGGAGUACGAAGGGCAGGCACUUGUCGUGAAGACUCUCCGGAACGUGGAUGAACUACGCAAACAGAAAUUGUACCUCACGAUGCACAAACGAGAAGUGCUGACGAUGGAUGCGUUGAAAGGACACCCGAACAUCGUCGAGAUGCUUGGUGUGUGCGGCACUACAGUGGUGACGAAGUUCUUUAAGGAAGACUUCAAGGGAUCAAUCAGGCGACGGGGGGCACCGAUGCCAAUUCGCCAGGUCGUGUCGCUCGCGCUGGGAGCUGCAAAAGGACUGCAGGCUUUGCACGAGAUCGUGGGCGGUAUUCACUUUGAUAUGAAGCCACAGCAACUACUCAUCGACGAUGACGGGACUGCCGUGAUCAACGACUUCAACGCACUCAAGCUCAUGGGUAGAAGCCCCGGUCCUGACGAGGCGUUUUGCGCCGUGCAUGGAGGGACACCAGCCCAGCUAAUAACCUGGCGACCCCCAGAGAACUACGCAGGAAAGCCCCUGACAGAAAAAGCAGACAUCUACAGCAUGGGAAUGAUCUUCUACUCGGUGAUAGCCGGACGAAAUCCGUACGACACACCGGAGGCCUUGCAGACGGCGGUCUCACACGGUUCAAAGCCCGAGGUAGACCCUUCGUGGCACAGAGGGUUUAUGGAGGUUGUCGAACAAAUGUGGCUGGAUGAUCCCGAGCGAAGACCGUCCGCCCGACAGGUUGUCACACGGUUGACGGCGAUACAAGAAGAAGUAGGGAAGUUUGUGGAAGAAGCUCCCGUCGAAUAG
Molecule: messenger RNA, 828 nt
Organism: Ectocarpus siliculosus
Lineage: Eukaryota; Phaeophyceae; Ectocarpales; Ectocarpaceae
Source: the annotation of a GenBank genome assembly